CAACAGGCCAAGCAAUGAGCGAGAAUGCACCUGCCCCUCGUGUGAACAAGGCCAUCCUCGCGCAAUUCGUCGGUCACACCGUGUCCUUGGUCGGCAGCAUCGAAAGCUGGACAGGCUCGCAAGCUGUGCUGAAGACCUCCGACAAUGGAUUUGUGACCGUGCAUCCCCAACCUGGAGCCGAUUACUCGAGUAAAUAUGUCGAGGUUAUUGGAUCUGUCCAACCAGACGGAUCUCUGAAGGAAUUCAAGUGUACAAGCUUCGGUGACGACUUUGAUUUGAAGAACUACGACAAGCUCGUUCAGUUGAUUCACGGCAAAUAUUCCACAUUGUUUGUUUAAUGCAGAUUGACAUUCAUUUAUGUUUCUACUACA
This is a messenger RNA of Aphanomyces invadans, 371 nucleotides long. RefSeq lists its product as hypothetical. Gene Ontology annotation, molecular function: damaged DNA binding; single-stranded DNA binding. Gene Ontology annotation, cellular component: nucleus; site of double-strand break; DNA replication factor A complex. The transcript is spliced from 3 exons. The record is from RefSeq and is a predicted model, not a curated record. The coding region runs from base 15 to 338 and encodes 107 amino acids. Lineage: Eukaryota; Oomycota; Saprolegniomycetes; Saprolegniales; Verrucalvaceae. Gene Ontology annotation, biological process: base-excision repair; nucleotide-excision repair; DNA replication.